UUCUUUUUGUCUUCAUUGUGAACAUUUCCUCUCUGGAAAACUCGUUAGAUUUAGUCGGUGCUGUACUUUGUUUUGAAGUAAUCAAAACCUUAAACAGGUUUUUUUUUGGGCAAAAAAUGGUAAAAAUUUUAAUGAUACUUCUAAUGCUUGGACUUAUCAUUAAUCGUGGAUUAUCCGUUCAUGAAAACCUGUCUCCCAAGCUACUCACCAACAAAUCAUGUUCGCCUCGAGAUAUUUUUGGAACAGACCGGAAAUUUACGCAUUCGAAGACCUCAAAGUCGGAUAUCAAUAUUUCAUGUAGUGAUGAUGAGUAUCUGAAGGAAUGUCAUUCUGGACAAAGUGGCACGUCGCUGACUCACCAUUUUGCAGGCCUUCUUAAGCCUGGGGCGACUUUAAAUUUAAGGAACAUUGUCGCAGAGAAGCGACUGAACCUGUCAGAGACAGCUACAGGCGGACAAGAAAACGAGGAAAGUCCAUACAGGUUGCAUCGAAUUGACCCAGUGGAGGUUGGUUAUGUGCGUGAACUAAAUUUGGUGCCUGGGAAAGUACAUACAAUGAGGACCCUUAGUUUACGUCCCACCUUAUUUGAAAUCCAGGAUUUUCUUAGCGAACAGGAAUGCGAUGAUAUAAUUUUCAUGGCGAAAACGCAAGGUCUAGAGCGAUCUAAAACUCUUGGAGAAAAAGUACCCGAUGGCGAGGAACAAAGUCCAAACAGAACCGCGGAAAGAAAUGUGCCAGAGAAUCCAGCGGAAACUUUCCUGCAUCUCGACUUAAAUGCUGAUGGAAGCAUGGACGUAGCAGAGAUUUCUCAGGCUCUUAUGGAGUUGGGGAGAGUUCUUGUCGACGAAAAAAUUACUAAAAAAAUCAUGAAAGACUUAACCAUGGACCCAAAUAAUGACGGUGUGAUAACAUACAACGAAUUCAUAAGACUAACCACAGAAAGCAAGAUGAAAGACAUAACGCAUUACUUGGAGAAAAUUCAUCAGACAAAGCCAAAUAAACGAACCCGAGAUAGCAGCACUGCUUUCCUUGAUCCAUACGAGCACGUGGAUUUCAAACCACUAUUCGAUAGUCUACGAGAGAGGUACGUCGUAAGACCUGUUAUUAGAUACCGUGAGAAGCAGCAUUAUCACUGCCAUUAUGAUUCAGACAAUGAAUUAGAAAAACUUUUGCCUUGCUGUCAUCAAGUUGAAAGUCUCGAGGAGAGUGAAUUCGAAGAUAUCGAUUGUAUUCCGUGCAGGUAUUUGACGUUCUUUUAUUAUUUAAACGAGCCUACACUGGGUGGCGACACUGCAUUCCCAAUUGCCGACAACGAAACUGCACCAGUAAAUGACAAUCCGAAAGUUGUAUUAACAUCUGCUCUGACGGAUGGUGUAGUGAACAAGUGUGACCUAAGUGACCAUUGCUAUGAUGCCAACUUGUACUACAAACCAAAACGUGGAACCGCCUUGUUUUGGUACAACCAUCUUGUCAACGAAGAAACUGGCUGGCUGGGCCCAAUAGAUUUGAUGAGUUAUCAUGGUGGAUGUGACGUCCUGGAGGGUACAAAAUGGGCAGCAAAUAAUUGGAUUAAUGCUGGAAAUGACCGUGAAACUGAUCUGAAAGUUUGGGAGAUUAGCAGAUUGGUGGAGAAGGACUUCCAAGAGAGAAUGGAACGAUACCCGUGGGAGGAGCAAACCCGCGGGGAAGAAGAAACCCCUGGGAAAGAAGAAACCCUCAGGAAAGAGGAAACUCAUGAAAAGGACAGUUUGCGAGGAGCAGAAGAGACUCCAAACCGAAGGGCUGAACAAACCCACAUUGAAGAAAAAACCCCUAGGCAAAAAGAAAAUCGUGGAGAGGGGGAAACUCACAGGGAAAAAAAAAUACCGGGACAAAACCGUACGGACAAAGAAGUCCAGAAGGAAAAAAGGAACAGAAAUGAUUAACAUGAUAUAAAUUUCAAUCAAGUUUACUUUAUCUAUUAAAACAACGCAGAAUUCAAGAACAAGUAUUUUGAACAUUUAAAGUAACUGUAUUUAUGAUACUUAUAGAGUUCGUGCUCCUUUCGCGUCUUUUGAUUGGCUAGUAAAGAUUUUCGUCCUCUAUUCCUCUAAUCAUUUACGAGUACAUUAGAUUUUGACAGCCGUUGUAAGAUCUCCACUGAACGGCGUUUGGCACCCGCAUUAAUUAGAAAUAUUUUAAUUUUAUGUAACAACUUCAGCAAAAUUGACAUUUAAAAUGGUCAAUUACUUAGCUUUCUGUUUCGUUCUCACAGAGAUUAGUGACUAUAUAUGGACAUAAUAUUCAUCAUUCUUAAAUUUUCUUUAGCUCUGAAUACUUACUUCAAACCAUAUUUUGUACUUGACUAUAUAAUAGUUAAAUUUUAGAAAAUUUAUUAACUGAAUUCUACAUAUCCGAAAUAAAGUAAAGUGAUUUUAAUUUA
Molecule: messenger RNA, 2422 nt
Organism: Stylophora pistillata
Lineage: Eukaryota; Metazoa; Cnidaria; Anthozoa; Scleractinia; Pocilloporidae
Product: transmembrane prolyl 4-hydroxylase
Biological process (GO): peptidyl-proline hydroxylation to 4-hydroxy-L-proline
Cellular component (GO): endoplasmic reticulum
Molecular function (GO): procollagen-proline 4-dioxygenase activity; iron ion binding; L-ascorbic acid binding
Source: RefSeq, a predicted model, not a curated record